GAUGCACGUAGAGGGCGUGGCUUAGGCUUACAUAGAAGGUAGUUGAGACAACAGUGAGCUGUCCUGUCUGCUCUGUAGAGGAGUUAAAGCUACUACAGUCACAAGAAAACAGAAAGAUGUCGGUGGUUAGCUGCGCCUUGAGCCGAAAUGUUUUGGCUAUAAGAAACUCUGGCAUGAUGGUGAUGGUACGGCACGCCCAGACGGCCGCUGCCCCGGCUCCUGAAUCCAGGAUCAAGAAGUUCCAGAUUUACCGCUGGGACCCAGACACCGCCGGAGACAAACCACGAAUGCAGACAUAUGAUAUUGAUCUUAACACCUGUGGUCCAAUGGUUCUGGAUGCCCUCAUUAAGAUCAAGAAUGAGAUUGACCCCACACUCACAUUCAGACGCUCCUGCCGUGAAGGUAUCUGUGGCUCAUGUGCCAUGAACAUAAAUGGAGGCAACACACUGGCAUGCCUUAACAAAAUUGACACCAACACAAGCAAACCAACCAAAAUCUACCCGCUUCCACACAUGUAUGUGGUCAAAGAUCUGGUGCCAGACAUGAGCAACUUCUAUGCACAGUACAAAUCCAUCGAGCCCUACCUGAAAAAGAAGGAUGCAGCUCAAGAAGGGAAGGAGCAGUAUUUCCAGUCGGUGGAAGACAGACAAAAACUGGACGGCCUGUAUGAGUGCAUCCUCUGUGCUUGCUGCAGCACCAGCUGUCCCAGCUACUGGUGGAACGGAGACAAAUACUUGGGACCCGCUGUCCUGAUGCAGGCAUACCGGUGGAUGAUCGACUCCCGUGAUGAAUUCACAGAGGAACGUCUGUCUAAACUUCAGGACCCCUUCUCUCUCUACCGCUGCCACACCAUCAUGAACUGCACUAAGACAUGUCCCAAGGGACUCAACCCAGGAAAGGCCAUCGCAGAGAUCAAGAAAAUGAUGGCGACGUACAAAGAGAAGAAAGCAGCAGCUUUGUGAAAAUCCUGCUGGAAUUAGGAACUUUAGCCUAAAUCAGCACCUUUUUAUGAUUUUCAUAAGCAUGUGGAUGUGUGCAAAUGUGAUUUUAUGAGGGAGAUGAAGACAGGAAAUUGUGAGAGAAGGGCGCUGGAAAGAACUGUUAAGCAAAAUAUUUUGAGUGAUGCAACAUGUUGGACCACACCUCUGCUAUCUGUCUGCAAAGUGAAAAUACUAGGCUCUGUUGUAAAAAUUGUAGACUGUAAAUAAUUAAAUAUGUGUUCAUUAAAGAUGUGUUGGGCUCAUUAUGGAAACUAAAUAAAUGUUUUUGGAUGAGGAAAGAA
Molecule: messenger RNA, 1282 nt
Organism: Sebastes umbrosus (honeycomb rockfish)
Lineage: Eukaryota; Metazoa; Chordata; Actinopteri; Perciformes; Sebastidae
Product: succinate dehydrogenase [ubiquinone] iron-sulfur subunit, mitochondrial-like
Exons: 8
Coding region: 117-962 (281 amino acids)
Biological process (GO): respiratory electron transport chain; tricarboxylic acid cycle; aerobic respiration
Cellular component (GO): mitochondrial membrane
Molecular function (GO): 2 iron, 2 sulfur cluster binding; electron transfer activity
Source: RefSeq, a predicted model, not a curated record